AUGGGCCUCUCAGUUUACAGUUCAGUGCUGAACAUGGGCCUCUCAGUUUACAGUUCAGUGCCGAACAUGGGCCUCUCAGUAUACAGUUCAGUGCCGAACAUGGGCCUCUCAGUUUACAGUUCAGUGCUGAACAGGGGCCUCUCAGUUUACAGUUCAGUGCUGAACAUGGGCCUCUCAUUUUACAGUUCAGUGCUGAACAUGGGCCUCUCAGUUUACAGUUCAGUGCUGAACUUGGGCCUCUCAGUUUACAGUUCAGUGCUGAACAUGGGCCUCUCAGUUUACAGUUCAGUGCUGAACAUGGGUCUCUCAGUUUACAGUUUAGUGCUGAAUAUGGGCCUCUCAGUGUAG
Messenger RNA from Parnassius apollo (apollo), 348 nucleotides. The record is from the annotation of a GenBank genome assembly. NCBI's taxonomy places the organism in Eukaryota, Metazoa, Arthropoda, Insecta, Lepidoptera, Papilionidae.